Stegostoma tigrinum is the source of this 2583-nucleotide messenger RNA. It is a transcript of the gene syndig1l, whose product is annotated as synapse differentiation inducing 1-like. Bases 1088 to 1813 code for a protein of 241 amino acids. The transcript has 4 exons. The record is from RefSeq and is a predicted model, not a curated record. Gene Ontology annotation, cellular component: membrane; intracellular membrane-bounded organelle. NCBI's taxonomy places the organism in Eukaryota, Metazoa, Chordata, Chondrichthyes, Orectolobiformes, Stegostomatidae.
ACACAGGUUAAACUGGAGCACAGGGUCUUGGAGCAGUUUCCAUGUUGUUGAGGACUGAGAAAUAGGAAGGAGAAGGCAAAGAAACUAUGCAGUCACUUGAUCUGUAAGAUGUUUGCUAAAAAUCGAGAACAUGCCAGUUUAAAAAACAGCAACUGAAUGAGGGAGCGAGAAACAGCACAUAAAGCAGGGAAAGACAGAGGACAUGGAAAUUUAACAAGCAGAAAUUAAGAGGAAAUGAAACAGAAGAGCGAUAACAAAAGCUGGAAACAAGGAAAAAGCGAAGACAAGAUGCAGGUUUUGCCCUGAAACCUCUCAAAAGAAAGUGGAGAAAUAGCAGAGGAGCGAAGAAACAAAGUAACGUGCAGGGUCUGAUUAGUAUUCCGCUCACAGUGCUCCUGAGAGGAGCUGAGUACGGUGAGCGGCAGGCAGUGAAGCCUGAGACCAGCGCCAGAACUGCAGCUGGCAAGGGACAAGUAGACAGAAGGCUAGCCUAGUGCUCCUAACCACACACACAUACACAUUCACUCACACACAUUGUCUGAACACCCAGAAAGAGCUACCAACCUGCAGCCUUACAGAUGAGCGAGCUCGAUCUCGGAUUACUGUGAAAGGGCGCAGGACGGCUGUUAGCCGGCGAUGAACAUCUAUAACCUGUGUGUGUGUGAGAGAGAGGGUGAAUCAACUACCGAGAGAGUGCAGCAGGAUCUAUAAAGUGAUCGAUUGAUUUGAAAAGGAGCACCUUUCAACGCUUUCUUUUUGUUAUUGUUUGUUUGGACCGCUCUCCUGUAGGAACAGCUCUCGCUCCGGUUCCUGAAGGGAAGAACAAAAUCCCCACCAUUUUCCUGUAGGAAGAGGGAAAUUUGCAGUCCGUUCGCCUUUUAACCCGCUGCAGAACGGAAUGUCCCGGUCUUACUCAACUUUCCAGUCGAUGGCAUGUACCUAGCGUUGCGGUAAGAGAGGCCUUGGGCCAAUGAUCAUCCUCGCGGCCUAACAGCGCUUAAGGUCAAUUGAUCACCUGACUAGCGGACCCGUGACACUGCCCCGCCCCUUUCCACAAUCCCAUCACCCACCCUGCCCUGUCGAAACAAUGGAAAACCUGACAGAACUUCAGAACCCUCUGUUAGAGAAAAGCAACAAGCACGAUUACGGUUACCAGGAUGAUUAUAGCGAACAGCAACACUACCAGGAGAAGAUCUUGAACUACUUUGUGAGCAAUGGUUCUGCCAAGAACAAACCUAAAGGCAACUUCACACAUCAGCUCCUGGAUGCCAGCUCGCUGCAUCUGGCUGUCGAGGCCUUUUACCGGCCAAAUUUUAUUUUGUAUAAGGACGAGACGAAAGAGGGUGUCAAGGAUUACAGGAACGACAGCUCUGAGACAACAUUCACUGAGAGGAAAAACUUGACAAUUGAUUCCCCCGAUCAUUCAGAAUCUAAACAUGCGGAGUACACAGAAAACGAUGUCAAAAUUCAAACUGUGUCCUAUGAGGUGGAGGAAGAGGAGUUUCAUGACUGUGAGAGUGACUGCUCAAGUGACAGUGAUAGUGAAGACAACUUUAUUACGAUCCCUCCACGUGACCACCUGGGCCUGGCCAUCUUCUCCAUGCUGUGCUGUUUCUGGCCUCUCGGUAUUGCUGCUUUCUACUUCUCCCAAGGGACAAGCAAGGCUAUUGCAAAAGGAGACUAUCAGCGUGCGACCUCAGCUUCGCGAAGAGCCCUAUUCCUAGCAGCACUCUCAAUCACCAUUGGGACAGGAGUGUAUGUGGGAGUCAUUGUGGCUCUCAUUGCAUACUUGUCAAAGCCAGGACAUGUAUAGUGUUGAACUCCAGACUGGUCUUCGAGUGAUGGUUCUUCAGCUGUUUGAUUAUCCAAUUUUAUUGCCCUGUUAAUUGAGUAACCUGUGUGUAUUUUUCAUCGUAUGACCAUUUUGGAUGUGCUAUGUGGUAAUGAGGAGGGCUAAGAUGCUUGCUUCAUACCUCUGCACUGGGAGCUUUUGAGUGGUAACAGUAGCCAAGUCUCGAGUCCAUUAGUGUCUCCUCAGUCCUGGACUGGACAGCCAUGUGAGAUGCCUUGGAAGAAACAAAGCACUUUACGAUGGAAGGGAAGCGGGAUUGAGGGACACCCUACCACAUUGCCAUCUUACCCUGUUGAGCUAACACAUAAUUGGGGAUGGUGCUGCAGAUGGGGGAGAAAAGAGUAGCCUCACCUUCCCUCUUUUGAUGGCUUAAAGGAAGCAGGAAGAACAGGAAAUGCCAAAAUUGAAGGAGAUUAAGGCAAGGGGACAGGAAAUAAUUCUGUACAAAUGUAAAUAACUGGUCUAGGGCAAGAGUAGGUAAGCCAAUGUUAUUGAAAUAGGCCAUUUGCUGUUGCUAAGCAAACUAUGCCCUGGGUCAUUCUCUCUCAAUAAGCCAAUUAUGCCAUAAUUAGCUGUUUAAUGUUAAUGUAGCUGUGUCAUAAAGUCUACCUCUGAUUAUGCUCGGUCUGUUCUAAACGCUGUGUGACAUAAAAAAAAGGCCUGGAUCCCAUUAUAAAUGUACAAUCAUACUGUUUUAUUUUGUGGAAGUCAAAAAUAUUCUGAAAAUGAAA